Molecule: messenger RNA, 744 nt
Organism: Pocillopora verrucosa
Lineage: Eukaryota; Metazoa; Cnidaria; Anthozoa; Scleractinia; Pocilloporidae
Product: cytochrome c oxidase assembly protein COX20, mitochondrial
Biological process (GO): mitochondrial respiratory chain complex IV assembly
Cellular component (GO): mitochondrion; mitochondrial inner membrane
Source: RefSeq, a predicted model, not a curated record
GGCUGUCAACCACUACAAAUUAUUUACUCAUGAUAUCGACUGCUGACCGAUUUAUUGCAUAACAAACAAAAUGGCGGAUGAUGUGUUUGACUCCGCUACUACUAAAAAGUACAAUUGGAAUUUUAAAAAAUUUAUCGAGCGCACGCCUUGUGCUCGGGAGUCACUCUUGUAUGGUAUCGGUGCUGGCAUGAUAGCUGGUUUUGGUUGCUUUAUGAAGACAAUGCACGUUUUCAAGUCCUGUCGAUUUGCAGUUGGUGGCUUUGCCUUGAUCUCUUUUGGAAGCUGGGAGGUAUGCAGGUACAUCAAACAAAAAGAGAAAGAAGCAAUCAAACAACAUGUGGACAUGUUAAAUAAGUACAGAGAACAAAGGAGAGAAGAAGAGGAGGGUAGUGAAGAAUAAGCACUGAAAGAAAUUAAAUGUAACUGAACCCUUUUGGUCAUAAAAGUUUUAUUUUCAGCUUUCCUAUGUCCAGUGUGUUGAUUUAAGUUCAAUUUAGCUGUUUGAUGUCAAAGCACUCUAGACAAUCAUAAGAUUUUUUAAUUUGAAUGUAAACAAAGAGGAUCCAUCUGUUGCCAAGAUUCUUUAGUUACAACAUGUCAAUUAGUUCACAGGGCUUCUUGAGUGUGUAAGUUUCAUGUUAGAACUCAAAUUUUACUUAUGCGUGAACUAAAAUUGCAGUUGUUUAUGGUUAUAUCAUAUCUCUAAAAUCUUUGUACAAAAUAAAAUUAAAUGAUUGUAUUUGA